This is a messenger RNA of Paraglomus brasilianum, 6030 nucleotides long. NCBI's taxonomy places the organism in Eukaryota, Fungi, Glomeromycota, Glomeromycetes, Paraglomerales, Paraglomeraceae. The record is from the annotation of a GenBank genome assembly.
AUGAGUUUCAUACAAUUCACUGAUUGGAAGCCCGAUCGGUUUAAAAAACUGUUCGAACAAAUAACAAAAAUUUUCCGCACGCCUACGCAUAAGAAUCUGAGGGAGCUUCGGACGGAACUAAUAAAAAACAAAUCUUGGUUCAUAAACCUAUUAGACGUUCCACCGAAGAACGACGCAAGUAGAACACAGAUCCGCCAAGGAUCAAUCGUUAUAAGCGGUCAGGAAUAUAAGCUCAACAAUCAGUAUAUUGAAGCUACCAUAAUUUUAUCUGAUGCUUUGAACAUUGAUGAAAAGUUCGCCGCCACGCUCUAUCUACACGGCGUUCAAUGUGCUUACUCGAACAAAUCAGCACUACACCAGGCAGUAUUGCUAUUUCUUAGCGAAAGCAAUUAUCUUCUCGGAUGUCUCUAUACAAUCAUUAGCACUCCAGGACAAGAAGAUUACGAUUUGAACGUCAGAGAAUUAUUCCAGGCUUUUGUGAGUGAAUUGGUAGAAGGAUUCAAGAAGAAAACUCAUCCAGAGAGUUUUGCGAGCAAGCUCAUGAAAACUCUUGCAUCACUGCGUAUUGAUCUGAAUGAUUUGAAUGACCGACAGAUACAACUGAAUCGUGGCAUCCAGACAUUACAAGGUCAAGAACAACGACAACUUCGGCAGGAAUCGCAAGAGCAAUGGUUGGCAAUUCGCGACCGUCUUGUUGAUGUGCUUCAAGACCGGAUAAAAGCUUUGACGUCUCAGCGUAAAAAGCUUGCUCGCAUUUUAUAUACGUACUCGUAUAACUUUUUACUUGAGACUCAAGAAAUUUUCGAAUUAGCAGCGAUUCUACAAAAGGCUAAUUUACAGGAUUUUGUUGUUCCUCAUCUUGUCUGUUCACUGCUUGCUUCCAUCGACAUUACUCCAGAGCAUGUAAAUCUGAAAACCGCAAUUGUUAGAUUCAAUCAGACAAGAAGUGAUAGAGACUUUAUCUCUAAUUUUACCCAACUAGUAAGUUCUGAUGGAUGGGAUGCCAAGGAAAUUCAAGCAGUAAUCACGUUACAAUGGAGUAUGUAUGCAUGGGAAGCAACAAAAAAAUCGCCUGCUUUGCGACAACAAUUAAACCUUGAAGAUGACCAGCUGACGCGUAUGUCGGAGAAGGCAAUACUCGAUGAUGCCUUCCAAUUCAUAACCUAUUAUUUAUUAUCGUUUACAUCAACUAAUCAUGCCAUCGAGCCCGCGCGUCGAGUUGAAAUUGAAAUAGACGAAGAGUUUCGUUAUUUUCUAUUGCAACAGUUGCGUCUACUUGUUUUAUCUUUCAUAAGCACUAAUAUGUUUGGUGCUCUUAAGAAAAUUCAGACUCGCGAAGAAGAUGCUCAUAUAUCCGUAGGCGUGCAACCGCAGUCGCGUCCACCAGCAACGAAAAAACAACCGAAAAUGCGACACGAUGUGGAGGCUUUUUUUAUGUUGAUUGCUGCACUAUAUAGAGAUGAGCCAGACGAAGGAUUGAUCAUGUGGCACGAGCAUCGACCAUUCUUGCAUUGGGCAUCUGGCUGCGAUGAACAAGGAAUGAUGAGAGCAUUCUUGGAAAUGCUUGCUUCGUUGGCAACAGGCACAAGAGCUAGCGAGGCUGCAGACGAGUUUCUCUUGGCAAAUGAACAAGCUGUGAACACAUGGUGCUCAUGGAAAACAUUAGAUUCUGCGCUUAAAGCAUAUGGAUCCCCGCUUGGCAUGGGAGUUAGUAUGGCAUCCGGACCGAAUUGGCAGUACGUGGAGGAGAUUAGCAAAGGAGAAGUUCCGGUUCUUACUGCUUUCGCAAGAGUUCUUGGCCAAGUGGUGAAAUAUUCAGGAAUAGCACGUGCAAGGCUGUUCAAAGAGAAAUACCUUGAGAAAUUAUUCAAUUUGUUAAGUUUAAACGUGUCUCUGGAUUUGAAGGCAGCGAUAUUUGACGCCAUUUCCGCGUUUUGCGAACCACUAGAUGAUUAUGCUGAUAUUAUAUGGCAAGUAUGGUCUCAUCUAGAACGUUUACCUGUGUUUCCGAGGAAUGAUAUGAACGGUAGAAUGUUGCCAUAUGGAAAUAAUGGAGCAUCAUUGAAGCGAGAAUUAGAAGAGAAGGAAGUACCGAACAAGAAGUAUCCGGAAACAAUCGCAUUUCUUCAUUUGAUCAGCGUUCUUAUUCAUAUUCCCAACAAACGUGCUGCUCUUCGUACUGGUCUGCCCGUCAGAUCGCCCACUAUACCUCAUAGCCUAGGUGAACCAUAUCGUUCUCGUGGAAUUAUCCCUUACAUUGAGUUUAUCAUUGACAACAUUCUUGUUAAAGCUCUUACUCGAGCAUACGCUUAUCCGCCAGAGAAAUGGAACGUAUUGGCGCUAUCAUUAGACAUUGUUGAGAAAUGUCUGAUAUGUUUUGAUCUGACCGGACUGUUUUAUCAAGACGCAUUCCAACGUUCUUUAGCUUCUGUUCGAGGAGCACCUGUUAAUCUUGCAGCUAUACUACCUGAACCGAUAGAGACACUGAAACGACAUCCUGGGUAUGAUAUAAUGAAGCGUUUGUUGUGUAAUUCUCGAUUAAUGGAUGUUAUUUUUGAAAUUAUAUCGUAUGGAUUUGAAGCCAUCAAUGAGAAUAAGAUGAAGACGCCUCUCUUUGCUCAAUCCGUGCUCCAUUGUCUUCGAAUACUCGAAUUGGCUUUACGUAAGCAGGACCGAUUUACGAACAAGUUAUUACCCUUAACUAAGGACAAUUUGCAGCAGGGACGUCUGGAGGCAGCCUUUAUGUCUAAACCGGAAAUUUUAGUACAAGUGGCAUUAUUAUUACAAUGUGGUCACUAUAAUGAUAUAUGUUUUCAUUCAGUUAAUAUAUUGGCCAUAUUAUUGCGCUCUAGUACAUUUAAUGCGGGCAAUAUGGUUGGCGCUAAAAUCAAUAGAUUGUCUGCCGUCUUAACAAGAUCGCCUGAUUCGGAUAGAAUACUUUCUGGAUUUGUGGACAGAUUAGAGUGGAAGGGUGAUGAUGAAGUGAGGGAUAUUCUCAUUGAUCGGGAGGAUGAUGAGAUUGAGAGGAUAAUUGAGCAAGAUGCAAAGGACACUUAUUUGAGCAGAAUGCAGGACGAGGAAGAGGAAGAUGAAAUGGCUGCUUCAUUGGAAAACGAGGAAGGAAUAACUGCAGAGACAGUAGGCUUUGCUAUACUGGAUUUAAUAUUAGAAAGUUUAAGGAGCAAUGAACCGUCACCCAAAUUUGCACAUUUCUUGCUUGGAUAUGCUUCAUAUGGCUCCGGUGAAUCAAUCGCCAUGUAUGAAGGUAUAACCACAUGCUUUCAUGUUAUACUAAGAAUGCUGGAGCCUCCUGUUGAUGAUGCUAGCGAAAAUGAUGACGAGACAAGGCGGGCCAAUUCGCUGGCUGUAACUAACCCACUGUUGGCCAGUCGUUGUUAUGAAGUUAUAUAUAGACUUUGUAGUAACAAUCAGACUGCAGAGAAAACUCUGGUCACUCUCCGUACUCAAUACAACUUUACAUUCGAUCAAUUUAAACUGAUAUCACCACAUAUAGAACAGCCAGUCGUAUCAUAUGAAGAUAACAGUGUAGUCCAUCGACAUGACCAGUCUAAGGUCAAGAUCGACUUGGCCACAUUAACUGCUUAUAUUUGGCAGAGAACUUGGCUAAUGAAGUUAGUUGCGCUUGAACUGAAGAGAUGUCCAACGCGUUCCAAUGUAGAGAAUCUAUUGGCUGUUUGUUUUGGAAGUAAUGCAGUUGGAACCAGUGACGAGAAUGAGUCUGCUCCAAUGGAUGUUGUUGGAGAUGACACAAUGAAGAUACUGGAAUUACUUCAUAUGUUAGAGCAUGAAUGGCAAGAUCAAUAUCAAAUGGAUAAUCUGCAUCGUCGCUAUUUCGAUCGUCUUAAUAUUGACAUAUUCCAAGAAGUAAUGAAUAAGAAAAGUAAGAAACGACGCACUGUGUAUAAUAUCAGAGACAUUUACUCGGCUCUUGAAUUGGAGAAAAUGAAAUUGAGAACCACGAUCGGCAGUCGACAAGAUUGGCAUAAUAUGUGUGAUGAAAUGAAGCGGAUAGUCAGAUACUGUUUUUUUAUGAAUAGACGAGUCAAAUAUGUUGAUACUCGCCAACAAUGUUUCUUUGCGUGGAGAGAAGUCGUAGAUAUAGUUUUUUAUAACAUGUAUGAAAUACUUCGAUUCGAAAAACGUGAAGCUAUAGUGCAGGAUAUCUUAUCACAUACAUUGAAAGUUAUUAAAGAUGAAGAUGAAGCGAUAGCAGAGUGUCUAAGUAAGACGGUGGUAGCCGCUAUUACCACGUUCAGACAGACUCGCCUUAUGCAAGAUAUGUUUCAAUCAGCCUCCAAUAAUCAAUCUUCGAGUUCAUCUGCGACAGUUUUUCCAGAAAAUUUCUGUGACAUUUUUAAACAGAUAAUCGACUGUCUCUUGCUUGAUUUGACAAGAAUAGAGACUAGAAUGAAUCUAUAUAUCGCUAUCUGUACUUAUUUACGCUAUUGUAAUUCGGAAAGAGAAGAAAUAUUAUUUCCGGUUCAAAGUGCAUACCAUAAUAGACAAUCACUUGCUAGUACAUCUACAUCUGCAGCAGCGUCAAACCAGCCAUUAAUCACGCCUGUACGCGGUACUGGUGUAAGAUCUGUUGUUGAUGCUGGUAAUCUGUCUAUUCUUCGCAAUGCGGGGGAGAGAUUACUAGAGAUUAUCAGAUUAGAUGCAUCAGAGGGUCAAGUUGGUGGGCAGUUAGCUGCAUUGACCGUAUUGGCUGUAUUAUGCGUUGUAUACUCGAAAGAGAAGAUUAACAUAGUAGUUGACUUCUUGAUUAGAAGUCAGUUCGUGGCUAAUACGAUAGACGAAUUGAAGCGUAGUGAUGAUUUAUUGAAAAAGGCAACCAAAUCCACAAGAGAGCUACCUGUUGUUCAUGCGACGUAUUUAUUUGAGUCGAGGAUAUCCUUGUUACUUCGGAUUUCCCAGAGACCUGAAUGUGCUGGCAAGCUAGUUGAUUUUGCUAUAAUGGAGACUAUGAAGGAAUUAACGUUUUUGGAUGAACGACUACCACAUAAUAUUUCUCAAGAUGAAGAUAAUUCUGACAGAACGUCAUACGAGAAGUAUAAUUCGCUAUUACUGAUGGUCAUACGGCUUAUUGUGAGUAUUCUAACGGCCAUCGGACACGAGAGCGGUAGUGUAUUAGGAAAGGCGACAGGUUUUGUUGCUAGUCAUCAAGGGGUAAUGGCGGAUAUCUUUACCGAUUUCAUACCACUUAGUGCGUUGACAUCAAAUAACAAGACAACACGAACACGCUGCAUCAAGCAUCUUGAACUAUUAUGUGAAGUGACCGCACUAUUUUUUUAUCUCGGUAACAAAAUAGAUUCGGUUGAUAAAUCGAGAACGGGGAAUCAUCAGCCAACGUUCCAUAAUUUAAUGCGGGAGCUCAUUUCGCGCUUUUUUACAUACAACCAUAACAAUAUAAUGAUCGACGUUGAUGAUGAAGAGUACCUUCGGCAAGCAGAUAGGCUGAUUGCGCUAAUAAGCAGAAAUCUCAUAAACUGGGCACAGAAAGUGACUGAUUUCAAAGUUAAUGAAUUUAAGCCGCUGUUUACCGCAUCGCUGAAGGCAGCUCAACGACCAGCAGAACAUCACAUCGAGACAAGAGAACCAGAGCUAUCUGUGCUCGUUGUUUACCUUCGAUUAUCUGUAUCGAAGGUAUUUGAUGGACUGCAAAAGUCGGGCGACGUUCCAUCAGAAGCUUUAAAUCAAGACCUAAGUAAUGUUGAAAUGGCCAUCUUAAUACUCUGGCGCCAUCUUAAUUAUUAUUUAUCGUCAAGAACAGCAACGCCAUCAGGAUCUUCGUUUCCCGUAACUCGGCCAUCUUUAAGCUUGUACAAUCGAAGAGAUCCGGUAACAGAACAAUUAAAAGCUGCUUCUCGGGACGUUUUGCUCUCGAUGAUGGAUGAUAUGAAUGAGCGAUUCACAACAGAAUUGACGAAUAUCCUGUUCGAACCACGAAAGAGAUAUCUUCUGAUGGUAAUACGCAAGAUCAAGACGCUUAUAGCAAGAGAAAAUUAA